AAGUCGCACCGGAUAAACAUGGCCGCCUCCCCGCCGCCGGACGCGAGCGUGAAACGCACAGGUGAAGAAAUGAGCUCGGCGCUGGCAGCGGACGAGUGCUCCGUGUCGGAGAAGGGCGGCGGCGCGCCCCACGAGAGAGACUCGUCCACGGCCGAACCGGACGCGGGGGAGCCGUUCAAGAAACCGGCUCUCUUCGCCGCGCCUUCUCUCGCCGGCAAACGCGGCGGCGUUGCCGCUUCGCCCAAACCGACGGCGGCCGACACGAAAACGGUGAAGGAAAACAGAGACGCGGCAGUCGCGCAGGCCGCCGGCGACCCCUCGGCCCGUCCCGCGGACGGAGAGAAACCCGCGCUAAAUCACCAAGAAGAGGACAAACAUGGAGAAAGGGACGAGGGGGCUGCUGCUGUCAGAACCACACCAGACGCUAAGCCCCGGGCGCUGCCGGCCAAAGGGCCCCCGGCUGGUAAGUUCCCGCCCCUGCCGUACGCGGAGCCACCCUGGGGUGGCCGGGCGCCGGACACCCCGUACGCGCUGGAAAUCCUCAAGAACGGCGCCAUAGUGGACACGGUGCCCCUGACCCGCAGCAGCUUCUUCGUGGUGGGACGCCUACCUGUGUGCGACGUGGCCCUGGAGCACCCGUCCAUCUCCCGGUACCACGCCGUGAUUCAGUUCCGCGGGCGCGCAGGCGAGGGGGAGUGCGUCGGGGAGGAGCGGGGCUUCUACGUCCACGACCUGGGCAGCACCCACGGCACCGUGGUGAACAAGAACAAGGUCCCGCCGAGGACCUAUGUCCGGCUCCGCGUGGGCCACGUGCUGAAGUUCGGCGGCAGCACGAGACUCUUCAUCCUGCAGGGUCCAGAGUCCGACGAGGAGGAGGAGUCUGAACUUACAGUGACCGAGCUAAGGGAGCGUGCCCAGAAACAGAAAGCAGAGCUGGAGAGGAGGAUGAUGGGAGACGGCUCUGAUGAGGAGGAGGAGGAUGAGAAGGAGGAAGGUGGGGAAGGUGAAAGCAACAAGUGCCAGAGCAAACCAUCAAAGGAAGAUUCGGGCUGUUCAUGGGGAAUGGCCGAGGAGGUUGUUCCAGAGGAAGACGAGAACGAGGAAAACCCUUUCUCCACAGAGUUCCAGGAGGACCAGGAGGCCGCAUAUCUGAAAGACCCCAAGAAGGCCUUGCAGGGCUUCUAUGACAGGGAAGGGGAGGAGCUGGAGUUUGAGUAUGAAGACAAAAGCCAUGGCUCCUGGCUGUGCAGAAUAAAGCUGCCCGUGGAUGAUGCCGCUGGCCGGCAGCUGGUUGCUGAGGUGACCCACACAGGGAAGAAGAAAGACGCAGCCGUCCAGUGCUGCCUGGAUGCGUGUCGAAUGCUGGAAGCUAGAGGACUGCUGCGACAGGAAGCAGUCUCCCGUAAACGCAAGAAGAAGAACUGGGAAGACGAGGACUACUACGACAGCGACGAUGACACCUUCCUGGACCGAACGGGCACUGUGGAGAAGAAGAGGAAAGAGCGAAUGAAAAAGGCCGGAAAGGUUGCGGAGCGGCCCGACACCUACGAAUCACUGGUGGCCAAACUGUCGGAGGUGGAGAAGGAGCUGGAGGACACUCAGAAAAAGCUCAAUUCCGGUAGAGGAGACUCUUCUGGCUCCUCCACGGACGACCCGCUGGACGCCUUCAUGACCGCAGUGAGGAGCGAGGAGGCGAUGGACGCCGUGGAGCGCAGGAAGCUCCACGUUCACGCAGCAGACUUGCGCAAAGACGCCCAGCGCCUCCGCAAACUGGUCGAACUCACAAGGCCCGCACAGAUGCCGUCACUGCUGCAGGGUGGCAGCUCAGAGUCGGAGAAGCCAAAGAAGACUUUACCGCUGUUUGGAGCAAUGAAGGGAGGAAGCAAAUUCAAACUGAAGUCUGGCACCAUCGGGAAGUUGCCUCCUAAGCGGCCCAAUUUGCCUGCAGAGCUUUUCAACAUGAAGGAAGUUCCACCCAGUGGAGAAGAGGAGGAGGAGGAAGAAGAGGAGGCAGAGAAAAAUGAGGACAAUGAUGAUAAGCAAUGUACAAGUGUCGUGGAGUCAAAUGUUGACUCUGCAGAGUCCAGUGCAUCCACGUCUUCCUCCGGGCAGCGAAGAAAGAAACCGGUCAAGUCCCACGAGCUGAAAGAGCAAAGCCACAAAGCAACGAGAGGCGGGGCCGGUGCCGACACAGCAGACCAGGAGCCCGAGCACCAGAGCAUCAAGUCCCCUGCACCAUCGAGUCCAAAGUCCAGAGCAGAGGGUGACGGAGAGCCAGCUGCCGACCCCGGUCCCAGGAAGAAGAAGAAGGCGAUGGGCCCCAGCAGGCCUCCAGCACAGCUCUCAGGACAGUAUCCAGAGGACGACCCGGAUUAUUCUGUGUGGAUGCCUCUUACAGGUCAGAGCGGAGAUGGCCGCACACACCUAAACGACAAGUACGGCUACUGAGGGUUGAAAAAACGAGAGAGAGAGAGAGAGAGAGACCUCUUCAAUCUUCCACUCCACCAGCUUUCACCGCGCAGAUAAUACCUGUGACAUACAGCCCCUUUUCUCUUCAGCUCCGACCAUUAAGCCCCUCGGCCUGCCCGCCCGCCCACCCGCCUCCGUGCCCUGAGUGGGGAGCACCUACAGUAAGAGGAGCCUGGAGAAAAAGAAAAAAAAAGGAGUUGCAGAGAUCACACUGCUGCACCUUUUUAUUCAUCCCUUGAGGAUAUUUGCAUACUGUGAUGAACAAAAAACCACAGCAUUCCAAUUCACAUUAAACAACCCCCCCCAGAGAGCAGGCACUGUGCAGUCUGCCUGCUGGCCCUUUAUACCAUGACAAUAGAUUUUGGAGGCACCUGAAUUUCUUUAAAAUCUGAAUAUACAUAUAUAUAACAAAGCAGAAAAUGGAAAGGGACGGAGCGGCGACUGAUCCGAGUUCCGCUUUCUGCUCUUUGGCUGCUCCUCUUGCAGUUAAAUCCACCUGACAUCCAAUCUGUGUCCCUCCUCCUGUUUGGCAUCAGUCAAUCUCUGGCGUAACCUUUUUUUUUUUCUUUUUUUUCUAAAGGAGAGUUUGCAGCAGGGUGGGAGAAAGAGAGAGAGAGUCAGAGAGAGGGAGAGCAUUGAAGCAGCUUUUCUGACCAUCUGGACACUUGGAUGGCUUACUGGAUGAAACGCAAGCUGAUAAUGACUCAAGCUAAGUGGAGUGUGCGUGUGUGUGUCUGCAUCUACACACACACUCACUCACUCAUUGCCCAACCUUCUCAAAGUUCUCUUUUUAACAUGAUUGUCUUUGUGAGCGAGUCAGCAAUCGGUGCGUCUGCCUAGAGCAGGAUUCCACCCUCUGUGAAAUCCCACUCAUUGCUGUGCUCUUGUUUUCCUGCCCUACUCUCCACCCUCUUUCCUGUUCUUCUCUUCCUAAAACGACGACGUGGCGAAAGUGUAUUUUGUAAUAUAAAUGUAUAAUAAAAGUGUCUGUACAUAA
Molecule: messenger RNA, 3466 nt
Organism: Scophthalmus maximus (turbot)
Lineage: Eukaryota; Metazoa; Chordata; Actinopteri; Pleuronectiformes; Scophthalmidae
Product: solute carrier family 4 member 1 adaptor protein
Exons: 14
Coding region: 19-2448 (809 amino acids)
Molecular function (GO): protein binding; mRNA binding
Source: RefSeq, a predicted model, not a curated record